AUGAGUGGCCACCUGAAUCCGAAGGACUCGAUGAAGUCCACAUGGCGACGGGCAGAUCGCGCCGAGUGGACCAUCUUCCACUGGUUCUAUGAGAUCACCAACAUCCAUCAUGUCGCUUUGGAUAAAGACGUGCCCGUCCACGAUAAGCAAGAGAAGGUGCCUUACAUGCCGGAAUGGCAUUUGCACCGCUGGGUGCUAACCCACUCCUUCAUUCCUCUCGCCAUCCAUCACGUUUAUACGUCUUAUACCGGUCACAACUUAAGCCCCCUCGCUGCCUUCGUCUUCUAUAGCCUGGCUUUUAAAGCCAUCGCCAUUCAUGAGAUACACGUUCUUCGUCGGCUGGGCCAUGUCCUAGGAUUCCUCGAUGGCGACCAACACGAGCGGGAUGGAGUGCCGGAUGUGGGCGUGGCGAAGGUCGCCCACUCACUGAUCUCAACAUCCACCUUUCGCCCGAUGUUCACCGUAUUCCUCAGCUAUCGUGCCAGCCAAACUCCUUCGUCCAUGAACUGGCUUUGGCUUCCCCUCGAGGCCGGGCUGUACGGCAUCAUUCUCGACUUUUGGUUCUAUUGGUAUCACCGCUUGAUGCACGAAAUCAACGGUCUCUGGAAAUACCAUCGGACUCACCAUCUGACAAAGCACCCUAACCCGCUCUUGACGCUGUACGCCGAUUCUGAACAGGAGUUCUUCGAUAUAGCCGGCAUUCCGCUCAUGACCUACUUCACCAUGAAGUUCAUGGGCUUCCCGAUGGGUUUUUACGAGUGGUGGAUCUGUCACCAGUAUGUUGUUUUCGCCGAGAUCGCAGGGCACAGCGGCCUCCGCCUCCACACAGUACCGCCCAAUACUCUCACUUGGCUCCUUCGGAUCUUCAAUGCUGAGCUGGUCAUUGAAGACCAUGAUAUCCACCACCGCCGGGGAUGGAAGAAGAGCGCAAAUUACGGCAAACAAACCCGUCUGUGGGAUCGUAUCUUCGGCACCUGCGGAGACCGCAUCGAAAGCUACCAGGAUAAUAUCGAUUACGAUCAACAAAUUCCUAUGCCGUGGUUCUGA
This is a messenger RNA of Aspergillus pseudonomiae, 1047 nucleotides long. Its product is annotated as sterol desaturase family protein. Gene Ontology annotation, biological process: ergosterol biosynthetic process. Bases 1 to 1047 code for a protein of 348 amino acids. Lineage: Eukaryota; Fungi; Ascomycota; Eurotiomycetes; Eurotiales; Aspergillaceae. The record is from RefSeq and is a predicted model, not a curated record. Gene Ontology annotation, molecular function: C-4 methylsterol oxidase activity; iron ion binding. The transcript has a single exon.